AUGAUUUUGCAGAAUACUGGGAUAUUGGUGACGCAUCGUACCGUUACCUUCACUGUGGUGCCAGAUUUUGGUAUGUCGAGCGACUGGGAAAGCCAUCUAACCCUAGGGUUCCAAAAAUUGGUCUUGACCGAUGAGGAAAUAAAGAAUCUCGCUUUGGCAGAGGUCGAAAAGAUUUUGCGACGCCGUGGGAUGAGUUUACGCGACUAUGUCUUCCUUUUAUUGGAGAACAGAGACGCGUCACAACUCACAAACGUAUCCCGUCGCCGGUGCCCAGAUAUUCCGUUCCGAAAGCAUCUUUCAUCUUUCUCCGACAAACUUCACAUACCCUUCAACUUCAAGAACCGUAACAAGCCGUUUCCCUUCUGA
Striga asiatica is the source of this 366-nucleotide messenger RNA. NCBI's taxonomy places the organism in Eukaryota, Viridiplantae, Streptophyta, Magnoliopsida, Lamiales, Orobanchaceae. The record is from the annotation of a GenBank genome assembly.